Odocoileus virginianus texanus is the source of this 775-nucleotide messenger RNA. RefSeq names its product armadillo like helical domain containing 2 (gene ARMH2). NCBI's taxonomy places the organism in Eukaryota, Metazoa, Chordata, Mammalia, Artiodactyla, Cervidae. The record is from RefSeq and is a predicted model, not a curated record.
UGAAGCACCCUUGGCCUUUUCACACAAUGGCAAAGAAUCAGACUUAUUAUGUGCAGUUUUGGACUCGGGUUCUUCAGUAUUUCGUGGGGCUCUAUCACCGCCUCCAGAAAUGCUGGAGUGCCGUUAAGGGCUUCUGCACUAAGAAGGAGGAAGAAUACAUUCCUCCAGCUGAGAGUAUUUUUCAUAAAGAAAAAAUUCUGAUGCUUGGCAAUAUUUUGACAGAUAAUUCUCUAGCCCUUGAACAGAGAGCUCAAGCUGCCUAUAGAAUCGGACUGUUGGCCUUUACAGGAGGACCCACUGCUGGAGAUUUUGCAGCUGAGUACAUGAAAGAAGUAGCUCACUUGUUGCAAAAUUAUGAGAUGGUACCCAAAAUAAAGAUCCUGCUGCUCCAGAGUGUCGCAUCUUGGUGUUACUUAAAUCCUGUCAACCAGAGAAGAGCCAAACAUUUGCAGUUUAUUCCUAUUCUCGUCCAUCUUUUUGAUGACAAACUUGAGUCUACUAUGAAAAGUGAAACAAACAGCAGCCUCCUGGUUAAAUUUUGGGGUUGCUAUGUUCUCUCUGUCAUUACAUGCAAUAACUUGCCUUGUAUGCAGGAGCUUAAACACUACAGUUCUCUGAAACAUCACUUGCAAAUACUGGCCAGUGAGAAUUGGUCUGGAUGGCCCGAGAAUUUUGCAGAGGUGCUAUAUUUCCUCAUUGGUUUUCACAGGCAUUAAUGUCUCUGAAUCCAGCUACCUGAUGCCUCUGUCUGCACCCCACUGUAUUACCCUGGAAA